Molecule: messenger RNA, 324 nt
Organism: Penicillium pulvis
Lineage: Eukaryota; Fungi; Ascomycota; Eurotiomycetes; Eurotiales; Aspergillaceae
Product: DUF3759 domain-containing protein
Exons: 3
Coding region: 1-324 (107 amino acids)
Source: RefSeq, a predicted model, not a curated record
AUGGGUUGGUUCGACGACAACUCCGAUCAGGCCCAGGCCCACGAGCAGUGGCAGGAGGUUCAGGGCCCCGAGCACGAGGCCAAGUUCUCUCACGAGCUGCUUGCCGGUGCUGCCAGCUUCGCCGCUGCCCGCGCUUACGAGAACCACGUUGCUGCGAACGCCCCCAGCCACGCCAUGGCCAAGGAGCUCAUGGCUGGAUUCGCCGGUGCUUUCAUCGACCGUGAGGUUGAGUCCAAGGGACUGGACUUCGUUGACCGCGAGAAGGCCAAGCACCACGCUCGCGAGCAGAUCGAGCGCCAGGAUGAGAGCCAGUUCAACUACUAG